This is a messenger RNA of Hyaena hyaena (striped hyena), 904 nucleotides long. It is a transcript of the gene AP2S1, whose product is annotated as adaptor related protein complex 2 subunit sigma 1. The transcript has 5 exons. Bases 29 to 673 code for a protein of 214 amino acids. Gene Ontology annotation, biological process: intracellular protein transport; clathrin-dependent endocytosis. Lineage: Eukaryota; Metazoa; Chordata; Mammalia; Carnivora; Hyaenidae. Gene Ontology annotation, molecular function: clathrin-cargo adaptor activity. The record is from RefSeq and is a predicted model, not a curated record. Gene Ontology annotation, cellular component: AP-2 adaptor complex; membrane coat; intracellular membrane-bounded organelle.
UGCGGUGGGAAAAGGACGGUCGCGCAGCAUGUUGGGAAGGGGGCCCAGCCCUUUUCCCAGACUUGCAGCCCGGCCGGGAGAACGCGGUCUCCAGACUACAGUUCCCAGUGGGCUGUGCGCGAGAAGGCGGGCGAGUUCUUCUGCCGGAAGUCCGCUCUCGUCCCGGGUCCCCGAACUGCUGUGGGAGCCGGAGCUGCCAAGUAGCCGCGGGACCUGGGCCGCUGGGGUCCGGACGGGGGUCGCCAUGAUCCGCUUCAUCCUCAUCCAGAACCGGGCGGGCAAGACGCGCCUGGCCAAGUGGUACAUGCAGUUCGACGACGAUGAGAAACAGAAGCUGAUCGAGGAGGUGCACGCCGUGGUCACCGUCCGAGACGCCAAACACACCAACUUUGUGGAGUUCCGGAACUUCAAGAUCAUCUACCGCCGCUACGCCGGCCUCUACUUCUGCAUCUGCGUGGACGUCAAUGACAACAACCUGGCCUACCUGGAGGCCAUCCACAACUUCGUGGAGGUCUUAAACGAGUAUUUCCACAACGUUUGUGAACUGGACCUGGUGUUCAAUUUCUACAAGGUUUACACGGUCGUGGACGAGAUGUUCCUGGCCGGCGAGAUCCGCGAGACCAGCCAGACGAAGGUGCUGAAGCAGCUGCUGAUGCUGCAGAGCCUGGAGUGAGGGCGCCCCCCCACCCCCCGCCCCGCUCGCCCCCUGUCCCAGCCGGGGCCACCGCGGUGCCCUCCCUCAGCGGCCCGGGAGGAACCCCCCGCCCCCGGAGGAGACGCACCCCACUGCCUCUGGGCCCCGCUGUGGGCGGAGGCCUCCUCGCGUGUUCCGAGUGACUGUGCUGUUGUCGUGUGACGCCGUGAGUGCGCGUGUGGAGCCGCCAAUAAACCGUGGUCCGCCCGG